AUGGUUAGAGAAUUAAGAUCAAAAUAUGUUGUUGGAUUUACUAUUCAUGCCGGGAAGGGGUUUAUUACUCCUAACCAAGCUCCAAUAAACCCACUGGUUGUAGUUAGGUGUUGUGGAAGAGAAUACAGGACUAAAAUUAAGUAUAACAAGUUAAUUGCAACUCAAUGGGAUGAAUCUCAUUCAUGGAAUGAUAUAUUCUUAACUGAUUCGGAAUGGGAUAUGUCAUUUAUUACUUUUGAGGUACAAUCCGCUAAUUCAUUUUGGAAAAACGAUAUUAUUGGUCAAUGCUCAAUACAAUUAAAAACACUUAAGCAGAGAAAAAACCACUUUUUAAAAAGGCACUUCAAUAUUACUGAGAUUAAUGACACUUUUCCAAAAGGCCUACUAUAUUUAACUGUUUAUGCAUGUGGUCCAAAUGAUACCCCUCCGACAAGUGAUGUAUUAGAAUUAAUGAAUGCGGAAGAAGAUAAUUUUCAGACUAAUCAAGUUGAUUUCUUAAAUCAAAUUGUAGGAAGUCACGAUAUGAGCAAAGAAUUUUCAACUUUAGAAAGAGAAAAACAAAUGUAUAAUUUGUACGUAACAAUUUACAGAGUUGAGGAUUUAUUAUUCAAAAAAGGGCUAAGGGACCCUUUUGUAACAAUAGAAUUUAGUGGUUGUAGUAUGCAAUCAACUAUUGCCCGUGGUGUACUAGACCAUAAUUUUAAUGAGUGUUUUAGGUUUCCUGUUGUUGUACCGAUUGUCGAAGACAUUAUCAUAUUAAAGUUAUGGGAUGACUCAACAAAACCACCAACUGUGAUCACUCAAGGCAAGUUUUCAUUUGCAAGAGUUAGAUCUACAACCAUCCCUGUAAGAUGGUAUAACUUUUAUGGAAGCUCUGCGUUUAACAUAGAACUUGGAACUAGAUAUUCGAAUAACGAUAUUUUCUUUACUGAAAAUGUUUCUUCUCAAAGUGAUAUUUAUUUAGGAAGGAUAUUAAUUUCCUUGAAAACUGAGCUAUUAAGAAGUAAAGAUCAAUUAAUGCCAGCUCAAGUGAUGGCCGCUCAACCACUUGAUGAGCUGUUUACUCAGCCAUGUAAUAUAAUUGCAGAUGUAUAUUCAAUCAAGGGGAUUUUUGGAAAGAAUGCAUGCGUAGAAGUGUCAGUUGGCCCAAAUAAACAAAGAACUGAAUUUGUCCCCCGUGAAAUCCAAGACCCAAAUCCAGAUCAUUGUAAAAAUAGCAUAUUAAAUAAAUCAAAAAGACAAAAAAGUAUGGACAAUUUUGUUUAUGGGUCAACUCAAGGUAGAGUUCCAAAUAUUGAAAUUGAAUCCCAAUCAAAAGAAGAACAUACUUGGGACAUAAUCAUAUCAGUGUAUACUCAUACUAAUUCAAAUAUUAAUAAGGUAGAUGCUCAAGGGAUAUUAAGUAGUAGUGAGAUAGCUCAUGGCUCUAAAAGAGUUGCAUAUUGCAAGUUAAAAAUAACUGAUAUACCACAUUAUAUUGAAAAUAAGCCAUUGCCACCUAUUUGGGUUCCAUUAAAACAAACAAGAGAGGGGUGGAUAGAUAUGAUUGAAAACAAAGAAAGGGCUUAUAACAAUCGAUUUCAACCUUUAUCAGAGGCUGAAAACGAAAAAAAUUUCGAAAUAAAUAAUAUUCAAGAAAUUGACUUGUAUAGUAUUAGUUCAAGUGCUGUCUUGAUUUCUAUCUCCAAACAAUUUGUUUCGUCAGUAAAACGUACAAAAAGGCACACAAUAAAGUCUAUAGAUUAUGAGCUGAGAUGUUAUCUCUAUGCUUGUAGAAAUCUUUAUGAAACAGGAAGAGAAGACAGAACAAACCCUUAUAUAGUAGUUUCAUGCAAUGGAGUCUAUACAACUUCUUCAGUUAAAGUUAAUAGCAAUAACCCAACAUAUUUGGAAUGUUUAUCUUUAAGAGCGAAAGUAGAAUCUGACCCCAUUACAUCUCUUCCAACUGUUGCACCUAUCACAGUAAGUGUAUUUUCAAGACAUAGUUGGGGGAAAAGAUUUAUUGGAUUAUGUACUUGCAUUUAUGACCGUAUAAAUGGAAGGAAUAAAAGCAACGAACCCAUCAGUACUUUAGAACCAUGUUGGAUUAAACUAAAAGGUGGUGGAAGGCUAAAGAGUCAUGUUGGUGAUAUCUUACUAUGUAUAGAUAUUAUUAAGCUUUGUGAUUCAAAAAUGGUGCCACCACAACCUCUAUUUCCGGAAUUAAAAAGAGUACAGAUGAUUAUAACUACUACUCUUCUUCAAGAUUUAUUUAUGAUGACUGAAGAAGAUAUGAAAUAUAACAUCAAGUCGAAACUUUCUCAAAAUGAAGAUUUGUCAUUCCUAAACAGAGGAAUAAUUGGCUCAAAGAUUGAAAAGUACAGAAUUUUAAAGGAAAUGAGUGGUGAUUUUUUUCUUGAAAAUCAUGAAAGAGGUAAUGCAUAUUCAACUGAAAUAAAAAGUCCAAUUAUUGAGUUCAUUGUAAGUGCUUUUGGAAGAGUUGAUGCUGCUACAGAUAACUCAGAAAACGUCGACAAGUUAAUGAAAAAUUCAGAAAGUGGAACAAAGACAUCCAACAGUAUUCCAACAUACAGAGAAAUUGUUCAGUGGAAGUCUAUAACAUCUGUUGGAACAAAAGAAUUUUUUAAUAAAUCUUGGAAAACCCUAAGAGGCUAUAAUUUCGAAUUCUUCAAGACAAUCUCACUUGAUAUUUUUCUGCCUUUAUCGCCUUUAUUUGAUCCAAGACUAACAAUUCGGAUAUUUGAAGGCCUAGUAGAUGAUUCUAAACUAGUUGGUGAGUUUGUUAUUUCUUUAGUAUCAUUUCUACCAUGGAUACCUGAUGUUGAUUCUGCUCAUGAUUGGAUAUCUUCAAAGCAUGAUUUUUCUAACAAUAUUGAUGUUGCAAAAAUAACUAGUGUAUUGUCAAGAGUAUCUAAAAAAAAAAAUUUAAUUAAACAUUCUGGGUUGGCGAGUAUUGCACUUGCUGACAUAGAAGAAGACAAAGAAAAAAAAACAAAUUCAAAAGCUCACCCUUUCCCUACAGUAACACAACAAGAAGAAAUGGAAGAAUUAAAAAAAAAAAGUUUGAUGAGCCAAGGAUUAAAUCAAGCAGGAGUACCAAUUACUCUGAUAAAGUCAUAUACUGUCUCUAAUGUAUAUUAUCCUAGGAUAUCACAGAAUAUGUUCACGAUGAAUUUGCACAUCCCAUUCCACUUCAUUAUUGUUGCUGAGGGAGAAACUACUGAUAAAAGAAAUAACCUGAAAAUCAUGACAUCGAACUCUGGGAUGGAUACAGGAGGAGUAAUAACAACAAGUACGUCUGGUAAGACCGUUUCAUUACGCCCAUCAAUUGAUUCAACAAUGGAAGAAUUUCUUUCAGAUAUUUUUGUUCCCAUAAUUCCAAUGAGAAAAAAAGGAUUCGAAGGGAAGAUGAAGACAUUUGGGUACUUAAGAGGUUUUGUUCUUUUGGCGUUGCCUGGAGUAAUAGAAGAAAUUAAUUCAAGGAAGAACAAUGAGAAUUAUCCUGCUAAUAGCAAUUUAGAGAAUGAUGAUAUCACAUCCCAAGAGAUACUACAAGCAAUUGAGAAUAAUAAAAUUUCUAGAUGUUAUAGUCACGAAAUGGUCAGAUAUAUCAUAAACAUAAAUAGUUUAUAUAAGAGGAUCAAAGGUGAGAAUGUAUACCCCAAUCCUGUAAGAGUUCGUCUAUAUAUAUUGUCUGCAUUGGCCCUAGUGGCACCAAUUAACAAUAAUACUUUCUAUGAACAAUCACUUGAAAAAAAAACAUUGUUUGAAAAACUUAAAGAUAAAUUAUCAAUAUUAAAUAUGUUUGAACAAAAUGUAAGAAUAAAAUCAUUUUAUAUUUCAAUAGUUUAUGGCUCUAAGGAAGAAAAUUUUAGAUCAUCGGCCAAGGGAACAUUCAACCCUCUAUUUUAUGUAUGCCAGGAAUAUAACGUCAACUUUCCGGUUGAAUCUAGAUUUGAAAUUAGGGUUUGGGCAAUACAAGAAAGAGUUUAUCCUUAUUUAGCAUGCAAAAUAUUUGGGUUAUUAAAUCAAGAAAAGAAUGAGUCUGGUGAAAACACCGAUGCUAACGGAGCCUCAAACAGUGAAUUAGUUGUAAACGAAAUAAAUAAUGAAGUUUGUCAGGAGUUGGGCCCAGAAUAUGAUUUAUUUAUCGGAAGUACUGCUAUGGACUUAAAUGAUAGAUGGCAUAGUAAAGAAUGGCGUCAGAUGAUGAGAGAAGAUCAUAUUCCCAUAGAAUAUCGGCCACUUUAUAGGGAUUGCACAAGUAAUGCAAACUAUGGUAUGUUACAAAUGUGGGUUGAAAUUAUGAGUUCAAAUAAAGCAGCAGUUACAAAAAGGUACGAACUUUCCGAACCAAUACCAACAGAAGUAGAAGUUAGAGUCAUUAUUUGGGCAGGAAGAGAUAUAAAAACUGCAAGUAAUUUAGAAUAUGGUGAUUAUUUGUUUAAAUCGACCUUGGAUUGUAAACAGUACCCUGAAUAUAGAUCUGAAUUUGGGAAAAAUAACCCAAGGGUACAACAGACUGAUGUUCAUUAUAAUUGCAGAACUGGGGAGCCAGUGUUUAAUUGGAGGUUUGUUUAUCCACAUCUUGUAACACCAAUUAGUGGUUGUUUACUUCAAAUUUCAAUUUACCAUUAUAGUUCAUUCGGAAACCACGAAUUUAUUGGCGAGGUGAAUUUGGAUUUAAGAAAAUAUAUUAUGAAUGUUGCAAAUUCAUUGGAAGCUAUCGAUGAAGAUGUAGAGUUGCCGCUUGUGAACUCUCAAAGUGUAGAUUCAUCAUUUGAUGCUGGCUUUGUACAGCUAACAAUACAAAUAAUUCCUCAGUCAGAAGCAAAUAGUAAAAAAGUCGGUAUGGGAAGAGAUAUGCCAAAUAGGUUUCCUAAGCUGGUUACUCCCUCAGUUGGAAGGAAUUGGGAAGACUUCUUACAACUAAAAGAAAGGCAAGAUGCGUUUAGACCAAUUUGGAUGAAAAUAAGAAUCAUUUACGUAAUUUUUGCAAUAAUAUUGUUUUUUAUAAUAGGAGCAGUGUAUCCUGCAUUGUUUUACCAGUCAAUUAAUUCUUGA
Molecule: messenger RNA, 5064 nt
Organism: Cryptosporidium ubiquitum
Lineage: Eukaryota; Apicomplexa; Conoidasida; Eucoccidiorida; Cryptosporidiidae
Exons: 1
Coding region: 1-5064 (1687 amino acids)
Biological process (GO): plasma membrane organization
Source: RefSeq, a predicted model, not a curated record